Messenger RNA from Phytophthora sojae, 855 nucleotides. RefSeq lists its product as hypothetical. The transcript is spliced from 3 exons. The record is from RefSeq and is a predicted model, not a curated record. Bases 1 to 855 code for a protein of 284 amino acids. NCBI's taxonomy places the organism in Eukaryota, Oomycota, Peronosporomycetes, Peronosporales, Peronosporaceae.
AUGUCUAGCACCACUCAAUUAACAGACGCUUAUCUACUCCAGUCGGCUCUCAAGACCGAAUCGCCUAUCGAUGUCAGCAAGGGCAAGACCAUUUCGGUUGUCUAUGAUGGCAACCAAGGUUCGUACAACAGCGGCUUGAUUCAGAUUGAUGCUACUUCUCAGCUUACCGGAUCGCGUGGAUUUGCUAGCCUCAAGGAGGCCUAUCUCACCCUACCGUAUGCGAUUACCGCCAAAUCGACCGGCACGGCCUCUAUCAACUCGUCGACCAUUAGUCGCUUCGCGUGUGCUCUUAAAUGUAAUGUUGCCAACGUCAUCGAUUCGCUCACGAAGCCGAUCAAGACUGUUCGCUACAUCGACUGCUUCGCCCAAAUGUUCCGGAGGGGAGGCGGUACUACCAAUUCAAGCGGUGUUCCCGCUGGUCAGUUGAAUGCUCCGUUUGAUCUCAACAUCAGCGGUUACAAGAAAAACGUUAAAUACGUAGCUCUGAUUCCGUUCGCUGAUACGACGGCAUACCACUUUGUAUCAUCUGCUGGUACGCCUCAGUACCAAUCCCCCUUCGACAGCGCGCCUUGGACAUGCAUGCCUGGUGCUUCCAUCCGCAAUUUCCAGGUAACCAUUGGUAACAGCAAUGUCUUCGACAAGAGUCAGGAGUACGAUUUCGAGUCGUUCAAGCAUGAGUUCUCGAAGCUCGGCGCUAUCAACAGAGAUCUGUCUCAGGAGAAGGAUGUCCCUCAGGCGAUCCAAGUGAGCGGCAUCAACGGUUCGGCUACCGGCAUGGAUCUCCUCGCACUGGUUGUAUACAAGCGCGAGCUUGAGAUCGACCGUCUCACCGGAGAAGUAGCGAGAACCGAUUAA